AUUAAUUCUUUUAAUUUUGACAAUUAACGCGAUCUAUAUUACCGGCAUACAUUUUAAACGUCAAAAUAUUUUUAAUUGUCAAAAAUGGAUGUACUUAACUUGUGAAUCCUUUCUCAGAUGGAUAUUGGAAUUGGGACGAUUUAAGACAAACUUUAAAGUUUAUUAGUCAAGACCCCAAAAUUAGAAAACUACUUCAGCAAUUAAACAAAAACCAUUCAAUUUCGCACCAAAAUCUUCCGCAACAGGAUCAGCCGUCAUUUAGGAAUAAAAUUAAUAAAUUCACAAUGCUAGGGCAACGUUAAUUUGACUUCUUUGUAUUUGAGGUUAUGUUCGUUUCACUUAUAAAUAAUGUGACGUUAGUUAUCAUCUGCGAAGUUAGUAACAAAUUAAUUUUUGAGGUUAUAAAAAUAGAAUGUUAUCAUCCCACAUUUGUAUUAAUUGGGGGGCAAAAAUUUCUCAAUUAUAAAAAGAAUACAGCCCUAUAGUACUAAAAUGAACUAAAUGCGUAUUUUUUAUUUUAACCAAGGUAAACAUAUUUUUUUUAGGAACAAUGUGGUCAAACAGCUGUAUUACGUUGAAAUUGAUCUUGGAAUAAUUGUUAUCGAUCUAGUUUUAUGAAAAACGCAGGUUUAUAGGCACAUUUUAUGUAAUAAUAGCCACAAAUAAUUAUUCGAAAGAGUGGUCGAUUUUUGUAAUUCCAACCUCAAAUAUUUUUAGUAUUCUUUCCCAUUUUUCUAUAAAUUAUCUUUUAAAUAAGCAUUUAAACUUAUGUUACAUUAGUUCUUUAGGGUAUUUAAUAUAAAAAAGUAAUAAAUAAUGUUAUUUUUGAUUAAUUCUUUUAAUUUUGACAAUUAUCGCGAUCUAUAUUACCGGCAUUAAUUUUAAACGUCAAAAUAUUUUUAAUUGUCAAAAUGGAUGCUCAACUUGUGAAUCCUUUCUCAGAUGGAUAUUGGAAUUGGGACGAUUUAAGACAAACUUUACAAUUUAUUAGUCGAGACCCCGCAAUGAGAACUACUUCAGCAAUCAAACAAAAAUCAUUCAAUUUUGCACCAAAAUCUUCCGCACCAGGAUCAGGGGCUGGAGUAUACGAAAUCAAAUUUAGAGAUGUUACUGAUAAAUUAGACAAAUUAAUUUUUCGGCGUUAUUUUCAACGGCGAGUAAAACCAUUAGAACCGGAUGUAGUAACUGUACAAGAUUUGCGGGAUAUCGCGCUUUAUUUAGCAAACCCAAAGGAUUUAAGCAUCGAAUUCAUUAAUUAUUUUCAUAUCCAACCCGUCGAUCGAUUUUUAAGAGCUUUAAUCAUCUAUUUUCAAUAUUAUUUGGACGUUUGGGAAGUUAUUGAAUCAAAACGUGAAGAAAAGGCUCGAAAAAUUCGCCAACCCAUUGCUUUAGAACUCGAAGACGUGGUCAGAGAUAACUUGGAAGAUCUUCGAGCUCUCGUGGCUCGUGAAUAUUUGGUUAUCAUCGGUGGAGUUGGUGAAGCUAAAAAAUUUCAUCACAUGGCGGGAAGAAUGACUUCGUUAUCAGGAAAAGAUCGUAGACUUUUUGAGAUGCUUAUCCAGAUGGCUGUUAGAGUUGUUUGGAUUGCUCUUCAACGAAAACAUUUAUUAUUAAUUGAAUUGGAAAUGAAUAGGAUGUUUCGAGGUGAUUCUUUCAACUUGGUGACCCAUCGCAAAAAUGUAAACGCUUCGAAGCGAAAUCCAGAAGAAGAUAGGGUUUUAAUUGGAGCGGCGAAUCUUUUCGAACGGAAACUUCUACAAAGAUCGCCGGUGAUUAAAGAGCUUAUUUUCGCUGAGCACGAUCAUAGAUUACUCGGAGCUGGAGUUAGAUUAUUCCAACCGCGAGAUGAUCGCAUAGAUUUUAUCGAAGCGUGUUAUUCGGUCCCGGAAGAACAUAUAAAUAAAAUGGGGAUUGCGUUGGGACUUUUAGGGAUUCCCAGAGAGGAAUUUGAUCCGGUUUUGUUAUCCCGAGAACGGACUAGUAAGACUUAUACGAAGAAAAUAACCGAAAUUCCCGAAUUUAAAUUACCACCAAAAACCGAUCAUAGUUACUUAGAACUACCAAACAUAUUUCCGAAAGAGCGCGGUCGUUUUGAAGAAACCGCACAAAGUAUUAAUGCAAGAGAAGCUCAGUGUAGAAUGUGGGUGCGACAUGUACGCUGUGCUUUAUUAGGAUUUCCAGACACGACAUCCGAUAGAGGGCGACACGAUAGUUUAUCAAGAAUCAGUGUGACUAGUGGAAAAGGAGAGGAUGAAACUCUUUAAGGGUGAGGAAAUGUUGUUUUCCCUCAAUUAAAUUGUUUAAUUCGAAUAAUGGGGGAUUUUCGAUGAUUUUCUGGCCUAAAA
This is a messenger RNA of Onthophagus taurus, 2345 nucleotides long. RefSeq names its product protein phosphatase 1 regulatory subunit 36. The record is from RefSeq and is a predicted model, not a curated record. Gene Ontology annotation, molecular function: phosphatase binding. Gene Ontology annotation, biological process: negative regulation of phosphatase activity. Lineage: Eukaryota; Metazoa; Arthropoda; Insecta; Coleoptera; Scarabaeidae.